AUGGUCGAGGUUAAGAGAGCGGCUUAUCGCCUCGACCAGCCAAAGUUCCCGUUUAUUAAGGGCGAAAGUGCUGGGGAUAAUGACGCUCAGGAACAUGAUAAACCAGAAUCGUCACGCAAAGUGUCUCCAGGAGCCCCGAGCAAUACGUCGCAACCCACAUCGUGGAAGGGGCACCAUCACGAAGCGUACAAGGAGAUUGGUGCGCUUUGCGAGGCAAUUAAUGCGGGAGCGAAUGUUUCUAAAAGUGCCAAAGGCAUCUUCGGACUCAUAGACAGGCGCAAGUUCACAAACGGCAAGCCCCAGGAAGCUGUUGUUGCCAUAUGCGUCUUUGUCGCUUGUCGACAACAAAAUGUACGCCGAACGCUUGAAGAAGUCUUGCGGCAUACUCGUACUAGUAAGGAAGAAGCUGUCAGAGUGUUUGAACAAUUCCGAGACCUCGUGUACAGCCUCGAAGAUGCUGAAGCCGAGAGCGCGCCGGAAAUUCCUGUUGAAACGAGCACAGCAGGAAAAAGAACGAAUGAUGAAGACGCACAAGAAUCCAAACAGAAAAGACGACGCGUGAUGAGCGAAAGUGAUGAGGAUAGUGACACGGAGAGGCUUGCUGCCAGUCGAGACAAGUCGAAAGCCGCGGAAGCCAUACCAACAUUGAAGAGGGCCGAGAAACGCAAAAGGCCAGACGAUUCGGAAGAUGAAGCAAGAGACAAGCGGCCCAGGACGAACUACAGUCCAGUGCCCGACCUUUUCCAGGUACCUGAUUCACCCAUUAGGGGCCAACCCGAUGGUUAUGCGUCGUCAACAGAUCCAUGGGCAUCUUCGUCGGAUUCAAGAGAGUCAAGCCCGGGUGGUUUGUCUCCAAUUGCAGUGCACCAUGACGAUGCCUCGGACAGGGCCAACUGGCAAUGGCCUCGAAAGAAGACGAGAAUGCCAGGCGCAAGUGCCAGCGGUCUCGCCUCUUCAGUGAGCGGUCAGUCACCUCCCAAUCAGCAUCUGGGAACUGUCGACGCCAGCCAAGCGCUUCCACGAGGAGGUGCUGAACAGCCCCCUGUCAAAGAUACUCCUGCCGACGCGGUGGAUUCGAAACGAACCAAGGGCGUGUCUCGCGCCAUCCACCGGCUUCGAGUCGACAAAAGAUGGUCACGCAGAGACCAAGAGACGUCGUCACCGCAGAAGCAGCCGCUUCAGAAGAGCCGCCGAGAGCGGAAAGCUUCGCCCUCUGUUGAUCAAGUCGUGCGUUCCAGACGGUCUUCCAGGCGGGAUACUAGACAAAAGCUGCUGUUUCUUGACGAGGAUGGCACCCCAUGCGUAGCUGCUUAUAAACGGGAGACUUAA
This is a messenger RNA of Trichoderma breve, 1329 nucleotides long. RefSeq names its product transcription factor TFIIB repeat domain-containing protein. The transcript has a single exon. Gene Ontology annotation, biological process: transcription preinitiation complex assembly; transcription initiation at RNA polymerase II promoter. Gene Ontology annotation, cellular component: transcription preinitiation complex; nucleus. The record is from RefSeq and is a predicted model, not a curated record. Lineage: Eukaryota; Fungi; Ascomycota; Sordariomycetes; Hypocreales; Hypocreaceae. Gene Ontology annotation, molecular function: TBP-class protein binding; RNA polymerase II general transcription initiation factor activity. Bases 1 to 1329 code for a protein of 442 amino acids.